CCCGAUCCUGAAUUCCCGAUCGAGCCCCUCUUCCUCUCGUUCUUUGUCUUCCCGAAUCGUCUCUCUCUCGACUCCUCUUCUCUCCCGGGAGUAAAAAAAAAAGAACCCUAGCCGCUAACACCACCUGGAGCGAGCGCGUCCCUCCCGGCCUUGGCGGAGCGCCCCGACGCGGCGAGGCGGGUCUCCUCUGCUGAGAGUUCGCCACCGUGCCGCCUACAGGAAGCGGCGGUGUCCCGUUCGGUUGGUUCGGUUAAACCUGUGUUCAAGUAAGUUCGUACAGGGAGCGAUGGUUCCCCAGGGCCAGAGCAGCUCGCUCCAGCGCCUCCACCACGUCGAGAAGCGGAUAGUGCGGGUGCUGGAGCUGGCGGGGGCGGUCAUGGAGGAGCUGGGAAACUCGCAGGGUCCCCGCGCUGACGCUGUAGCCGCCCAAUGCCGCGAGUUCAUGCUCUCUAUGAAGGAAAUUCAAACAACAUUGCGAGAGGAAAUAAAAAGUGCUUGUGAAUAUCGUCCAUUUGAGAAGUGUGACUACAGUGCAAGGAUUGCUAAUGAGAUUUGUUGCAAAAAGCUGGAGUAUGUAAUUGAGAAGAUGGAUGCCAUGCAACUGAACAUUGAGCAAAGCACUGAUGAAGUUUAGCUAGUUACCUGGCUACCUGACGGUGAUCUGCCUUCAAGAACUGAGGAGCCUUUCUUUCAGGGUUAGCAGCAGCAGAGAUCUCACUGAGCGGUUUACAUCAGGAAUGGCGAAUUGCUGACGAAGCAUUCAUUAGAUUGCUCACAACGCUUUGGUCAACUCUGCAAAUGUAAUUGUUGUUCUAGUUACAGUGCAUUGGACUAGGAGUUGUGUACUACUACUAUUAACUUCUACUCCCUCCGUUUCAAAAUAGUUGUCGUAGUUUUAGUGCAAGUUUACACUAAAACAGCAACAAGUAUUUAGGAACGGAGGGAGUACAAUGGCAUUGCCUUGGAACCAUUCCAGUCAUGUAGAAAGGGCUUGAAGCGUGGUGACACAGCUCUGCUUUAAAAAUCCUCUUACGUAGCGGUGCAUAGAUUGCAACAGAAGAGACCGUUGCUGCACUAAACUAUGUCAGCCUGCUACCGCCGAUUUUUCUGUAUUUGAUGUUGAUGAGUGCAAUAGAUUCUAGUGUUGAUGCCAUGUAGUGGUUAUUUC
Messenger RNA from Brachypodium distachyon (stiff brome), 1168 nucleotides. RefSeq names its product mediator of RNA polymerase II transcription subunit 11. The transcript is spliced from 4 exons. Gene Ontology annotation, molecular function: transcription coregulator activity. Gene Ontology annotation, biological process: regulation of transcription by RNA polymerase II. The coding region runs from base 287 to 634 and encodes 115 amino acids. The record is from RefSeq and is a predicted model, not a curated record. NCBI's taxonomy places the organism in Eukaryota, Viridiplantae, Streptophyta, Magnoliopsida, Poales, Poaceae. Gene Ontology annotation, cellular component: mediator complex.